This is a messenger RNA of Zonotrichia leucophrys gambelii, 1681 nucleotides long. RefSeq names its product cytosolic arginine sensor for mTORC1 subunit 1 (gene CASTOR1). Gene Ontology annotation, molecular function: arginine binding. Bases 69 to 1061 code for a protein of 330 amino acids. Lineage: Eukaryota; Metazoa; Chordata; Aves; Passeriformes; Passerellidae. Gene Ontology annotation, biological process: negative regulation of TORC1 signaling. The transcript has 9 exons. The record is from RefSeq and is a predicted model, not a curated record.
UUCCGGGGCGGGCCCGUGUCCGCCCUUAUAGCGGCGGCGGCGGCGGCUCCCGGGGCGGCGCGGCCGCCAUGGACCUGCACAUCCUGGAGCACCGGGUGCGGGUGCUGAGCCUGGCCCGCCGCGGGCUCUGGCUCUACACCCACCCGCUGCUCAAGCUGCUCUUCCUGCCCCAGCGCUGCCGAUGCAAGUUCUUCAGCCUGACGGAGACCCCCGAGGACUACACGGUCAUGCUGGACGAGGAGGGCUUCAAAGAGCUGCCGGCCUCCGAGUUCAUGCAGGUGGCAGAUUCCACGUGGCUGGUGCUCAGCGUGGUGUCCAACGGGCGGGAGCCCCCCGGCUGCCAGGCCACCGGUGUCACCAAGAUCGCGCGCUCGGUCAUCGCGCCGCUGGCCGAGCACCACGUCUCGGUGCUGAUGCUCUCCACGUACCAGACCGACUUCAUCCUGGUGCGGGAGCGGGACCUGCCCGUGGUGAUCCACACGCUGGCCGGGGAGUUCGACAUCUACAAGGAGGAGGGUGGCGAGUGUGUCCCUGUCACCUGUGAUGACGUCAGCAAUGGCUUCCUCAAGCCCAAGCCACCCGCCAGCCCCACGCUGCACCCGGUGCAGAGCCCCCAGACGCGCUUCUGUGUCCUCACGGUGGCCCCCGACACGCUGCCCGCCAUCGCCACCAUGCUCAUCGACGUCCUCUUCUACUCCCACAGCCCCCCGUGGGAUGCAGCCCCUGGCAGCCAGGACCUGGACUCCAUCACCUUCUUCUCCUUCUCCCUCAUCGAGGGCUACAUCUCCAUCGUGAUGGAUGCCGACACCCAGAAGCGCUUCCCCAGUGACCUGCUGCUGACCAGCUCCACGGGCGAGCUGUGGCGCAUGGUGCGCAUCGGGGGGCAGCCCCUCGGCUUCGACGAGUGUGGCAUCGUGGCGCAGAUCGCGGAGCCGCUGGCGGCCGCCGACAUCUCGGCCUAUUACAUCAGCACCUUCAACUUCGAUCACGCCCUGGUCCCUGAGGAGGGCAUUGCUGAGGUGAUCCAGCUGCUGCAGCAGCGGCAGGAGAGCGGCAGAUAGCGGCUGGCUGUCCCAGCGUGGUGUCCCCAGGCUGGCUGUCCCCAGGCUGGCUGUCCCAGCGUGGUGUCCCCCUGCUCCCCACCCCUGUCAUUAAUUGUUCACUUUAAUGAUCCCCCAGCACAGAGCCGGGCUCAGUGUCGCUCCCUCUAUGCUGGGGCUGUGGUGGCUUUGGGGACGUGGUGGCUUUGUGGCAGUGGGCACAAGGAGAGGGGCAGUCCCUGGUGCCAUCCUGUCCCUCUGGCCUGGCCUGGGUGGGGUGGGUGGCCCAGGUGGAGGGGACAUGGGAAAAAUGCCAAAGAGCAAUGCUGUGCCACCGUGGUGCUAUAGGGGACAGCCUGGGGCUGAUGGCAUGUGUCCCCUUGGGAAGGGAGCGCUGGCCACGAUGCUCAGGGACAGCCCUGGAGCAGCCCCAUGGAGGGGAGAGCACUCCUGGAGCUGGGCUUACCCCUGGCACCUCAAAAAUCCCCAAGGGGGCAGUGGGGGGCUCUGGUUCAAUGCCAGCCCUGGCUGUCACCUGUCAGGGAGGGGUGACAGUGGCUCCCAGCCCCUCAUGAGUUGUAUUUUCACAUAGUUUUUGAUAAGUCAAUAAAAUUCUUAUUAUUUUUAUUUCUGUGUAGCCC